This is a messenger RNA of Symbiodinium sp. CCMP2592, 1299 nucleotides long. NCBI's taxonomy places the organism in Eukaryota, Dinophyceae, Suessiales, Symbiodiniaceae. The record is from the annotation of a GenBank genome assembly.
AUGGAUGAGCCGACGACCCUCCCUGGAGAGUGGCCAGCUCUUCUCCAUGGUGGACAGAUAUUUACGGCCCUCCUGCUUAGCACCAGCUUCUCUGAGAAGUACCGUGGUCGCUUCAUGCAGGGGCUGAACAGCGCUGCAAACAUCGGCUUGGUUUACACCGAGCUUUCGCGGGCAGAACUCCACAUUCCACACAGGUCUGGGGAUGACACUUGGCACCUGUAUCUGCUGCACCGGGCAGGAAACCGUGAAGCUGUUGCUUUCAUUUGGGUCACCGGCGCUGCCAGCGGCGACCGCAGUAUCUACGUUUGCUUCUCACCCCUCCGAUACCGCACUCAGUUCGUGAAGAUCUGCUGUGCUGGCCUCGCAAAGAAUGGGAUGAGUGCGCGGCGUGCCUGUCACCAGACCACCGAUGCCUCCAUGGGAGAGAUGAUGCUGCCAGUGUCCGAGUACAUCAAAGUCAAGCUAGAUCGCUUGUGGGACCCAGAUGGUGACCAGAGGCUCUACCACAAGCUCCUGCAGACUGUGAAAGAGCUUCCCAGUCACCGAGUGAUAUUCUCCGGCAUCUCGCAUGGGGCGGCACUGGCACAAGCCGCAGCGCUGAAAUUCCAAAUACAGCGCCAGGAGACCGAAGUGUUUGUGGUCACCUGGAAUGCCUACAGGUGGACAGACUCCACCGGACGUGAGGCUGCAGAGCGCCAUUUGGGAACCCGAAUGCUGCACUUCGUCCUGUCCAGGCGCGAGACAGCACAGGCGAAUCGCUACUGGGACAGCGUCACUGGCUUUCCUCAAGAUUUCUCCCCGAUGCCGAACCAGGUGCUUUUGGACGCCGACACAGGCGGAUUCUACAAGCACCACGGCGAGAGCCGCUCGCAGCUGGGAGCCGCGCUGCUGAUGCGCACGUUCGAGCUCCAUUUCGCGAGGUCGGCCAUCAGCGCCACGAAGAAAGCCACAGCGCAGGCUGUCGGAUCGGAUGAUGCAUCUUCCGAAGACGAUGAGCAUUACCUGCUGAACAGGCGGUUGGAGCUUUUCCAAGACAGCCUGAUGAACAAGGCCAAGAAGGUGGCGAUGGCUUCGCACGCAGUGAAAAGAAAAACCUCACAGACUCAGUCAGACUUCCUUCUGGCUACGAAGAGGUGGCGAGGCUACUCUGCACAGACGUCGUCGGCCGCGACGAUCACGGUCGACCAGCCAGAGACCAAUCCAAGCGAACGGACCACUGAGCAAUUUCAGCGAGAUCUUGCAGUGUGGUGCAGUUUUUUCUGGUGCUGCGUUUGUGGCCUGGCCUGUUUCUGCCAAUGA